AUGGCAGAUCCGGGCGGCUGGGCACCGGCCCAGGAAAAUGACUUUCCUAAUUUUCAAUCGAGCGACAGCUUCAAUUUGAAUGAAGUCACUGGCAUCGAUGAUCUUCUGACGAAUUGCGAGAAUGAGUUGCUGAAGAAUGAGCUUUUCAGCGAUGAGGCUCUACUUUCCGAAUUGGAUGAGCCAAUGCCAGUUGAUGGGGACACAUUUAACUUCUUAAAUAUCAAUAACGAUGAGUUUAAAGACUUCAAGGACUUUAAAGAUCCAGCAAUCCUUGAGCCAUCAAACUCAAAUGUUAUGGUGACACAACAAACGGAUGGCACUACACCUGUUACUUAUAUACAGCAGGAUGUUACCUCCGUGCCACAGAAUAGACCACAGAGAAUAGUAGCUUCGACAAAGCCUACAGUGUUCAGCUCGCAGUACACUAUACCACAAAAUGUGAAUUUUAACGUACAGUCGCCGAAUGUUGUAACCCUAGCUCCAGUUACUCAACAGCGACAGCUACUCCUUCCAGCCAAAUUAAUUAAGUCAGAAUCUCUCGUGUAUUCAAAGGGUGGACAAACCAUCACGUCGACUCCUGUUCCACAUCAAAUACACACUCUUGUAAAUACUACAAAUGGAACGGUGUUAACUACCGGGAUACCUGUAGUAUUGGACACUGACAAGGUACAAAUUAAUCGUCUAAACACAGGCACACAUGUGAGUGUACCGAGAGUGAGAGAGGUAAAACGCAGUGCCCACAAUGCUAUUGAGCGUCGUUACAGGACGUCGAUCAAUGAUAAGAUAAUUGAACUGAAAAACAUUGUAGUCGGAAUUGAUGCCAAGCUGAACAAGUCGGCAAUUUUACGAAAAACCAUCGACUACAUCAGGCAUCUGCAGAAUUACAGUGCGAAAUUAAAGGCCGAAAAUAUGGCGUUGAAGAUGUCUGCGCAACGGCACAAUCUUCGUGAUUUGUAUCAACAAAUCCAGUGUGGAGAGCUGACACCUCCACGCUCCGAUUCGAGCGAACCGUCUCUAUCACCCGCACCUGCGCCGCCGUCACCACCAUCCCCGUCGUCUGUAAAGGACGAUUCAGAUGCGUUGCACAAUCUACACCCUGUACCAACUUCGUCCAUUGGAGGCAUGAAAGAUCACACUCGGCUGACAUUAUGCGGAUUCAUGCUAUUAUUUUUAGCAUUCAAUCCUCUGGGUAUCCUCGUGAACAAUAUUGGAAGAUUCAAUUAUGAUUAUGUGAAUACGAAACUGGACGGACGAACGAUACUCAAUUAUCCAGUUGUAGAUCAGCUAGAAUCGGACAAGCAACCAUGGAGCAAUGUUGUCCUCUGGUUUACCAAUCUGAUACUCUUGGCAAUUUGUCUCUAUAAACUGUUACUUUAUGGCGAUCCCAUUUUGCCUACCGACAGCAAAGUCUUUCUCGAAAUACGUCGUUGGAGACGUCAGGCCGAAUUCAACAUAUCCAAACACGAAUGCAAUCAGGCAUAUCGAGAUUUACAUCAAUGCUUACAGUAUUUCGGCCGAGCCUUCCCAUUAUCACGUACGGAGGUUUUUCUCGCAACCAUGUGGCAAAUAGUGCGGCAGACUCUUCACAAAUUAUGGCUUGGUAGAUGGGUCAUGCACAUCAGCAAGUGGUUGUCAGAGAAAUCAGAACGGCAACAGGCGGAGACAUCCGCCGUGGAAAUUGCCAUCGUUUACCAGCAUAUGCUCUGUCUUCGUAUGUCUGAAGGAACUAAAGACUCAACGUUAUAUCUUGCUCUUUGCGCCGUCAAUUACGCGGAAACUGCUGGCGAGAGUAUGCCAAAGCCACUUUUGGCGGAGAUCUACAUGAACGUCGCGCUGUGUCUGAAACAAUCCUUCUUUCCGUACAUACACAAAUAUUAUCUGGGUAAAGCACGCGUCUUGCUAUCCUCUUGCGCCGUUCCCCCGAAAUUGAAAUGGAUCAUGACCGAUGAAGGCGCGAAGUUCUUGGCAUCUCAGAAGUGGCAGUACAAGAAACAGUCUGACAGCGAAUUCACAUCACAGAACAGUCGAGCGGAUCCGCUGUCAUACGCGGCUCGUGCGUAUAGGAAUCAUCUGAUCGAGCAAUGUCUACGUUUAUUGACCGGCACGGUUGGAGAAUGUCAUGCAUCCUCUGUACUUGAAUUAGGACGGAUGAUUAUGGCUUCUGCAGAAGUGGAAGCUUGUUUCCCCUUUUCCGACAAAAUCAGUGUAACAACAUGCGAAGAUGAGAUUGGAUUAUGGUGGGGAGCUGUAAUCUGCGCUGCCGCGAGUUGGAGAUUAGGAGAAGAGGAUUCAAAGGCAUGGAGCAUUGUGGAGAGUAAAUUUCCCUACGAGAGGAACUUCCAAGUUGGCGACAACAGCAGUAGCAGUCCAUUACCCCAUGCUGUUCUCGGUGUUCUCCAGGUGGCAAAAAAUCCUACAAAGUUAGUUUCUAUGCGUUUCAUUGAUCAGACGGGACUACUGCUUGAGCAAUCCAUGGUGUACUAUCAUUGCAAGGAGCAAUCUUCGCAGCAAGUCUUGCUUACUCAAUUAUUGGUUUGUGAUUGGCUUCUCGAGAUACGUACAAUUCUUUGGCAAGAAAUAGAUGCAGAACCAGAAAGAUCAGUCGUAAGCAUGUCUCUUGCUGGGUUCCAACGUGAUUUAGCGUGCUUGAGACAGUUGUGUCAGCACAUCCCAUCUGUAUUGGCACGAGUAUUCCUAUACGAGGCUACAGCGCGUAUCAUGGCCGGGGCAACACCAGUUAAGACUCAGAUCUUAUUGGAUCGAAGUCUGCAUCACAGAAACUCGCGUUCUUCAAUUAUAUGUGGGAAGGACCGGUCGCAGGAGCAGAACAACAGUGAGAGGGAGCAUGCGGUCGCGUUAUGUCUGGCAUGUAGGCAUCUGCCGACGUUGCUGUUAGCCUCGCCGGGUGAACGAGCUGGCAUGCUCGCGGAGGCUGCCAAGACGCUCGAGCGAAUAGGAGACAGGAAACGUCUUCAGGAAUGCUACAAACUAAUGCGACAGCUAGGCUCUGCGAUUACUGUUAAUUAAUGCAUCACACACAUACACACACACACA
This is a messenger RNA of Mycetomoellerius zeteki, 3054 nucleotides long. RefSeq names its product Sterol regulatory element binding protein. NCBI's taxonomy places the organism in Eukaryota, Metazoa, Arthropoda, Insecta, Hymenoptera, Formicidae. Gene Ontology annotation, molecular function: DNA-binding transcription factor activity, RNA polymerase II-specific; protein dimerization activity; RNA polymerase II cis-regulatory region sequence-specific DNA binding. Gene Ontology annotation, cellular component: nucleus. Gene Ontology annotation, biological process: regulation of transcription by RNA polymerase II. The record is from RefSeq and is a predicted model, not a curated record. The transcript is spliced from 9 exons. Bases 1 to 3027 code for a protein of 1008 amino acids.